AAUACUGUAGUUUGAAGGAGCGUCCCUCAAAAAAUUUUGAGCCGAGACUAACCGGCACUUCAGGUGCAAGAGCAAUGUUGCAGGUUUCGAGGCCCCCGCUCGCGGGGCCGCAGCGACUCCCAUGCAGUCGCGUCAAUACUCACGUGCGAUGCACGGUGUCAGCAUCAAGGCGUCGACGGAUGCAGCACCGCGUUGUGUGCGCCCUGCCCCCGCCCAGCAAUCCCACCGGGCUCGCCAAAGGCUUCAGCCUGCUGGAAUGGACCAACCAGGUUCUGCCUCAGGGGCAGCUCGUCAGCGGAGUAAAGGAGGGCUGGAAGAUGGCGUGGAUGGCCAUGAUGCGAGAGCUGGCGCCGCAGAGUAAGGACGGAGCCUACACGCGGCCCACCUACGCAUUCGGCGGCCGCCUGGGGGAGGCCGAGUUUCCCGCCGAGGCGGGCCGCUACCACCUGUACCUGGGCAACGCCUGCCCCUGGUGCCACCGAGUUGCAUUGGCCGCCGUACUGCGCGGCUGGUUCAGGCCGCAGCAGCAGCAGCAGCAGCAGCAGCAGCUAGGGCCGGCGGCGGCGGCGGCGGCGGCGGUGGCAGGGCGGCAGCUGGGGCCGGCGGCGGCGGCGGCGGCGGCGGUUGCGGCGGCGGCGGGGCCUCAGCCGCUCAUGUCGUACACGCGCCUGGAGGACGACCCCACCCGCGCCCGCCGCGGCGGCUGGGUGUUUGGUGCGGCUGACCCGGACCCGGUGUUUGGCGCCGCCGACCUGUGGCAGGUGUACGACACGGUGUCACCCGGGUUCCGCGGGCGGUGCACUGCGCCGCUGCUGGUGGACAGGUCCAAGCGCGCCGCGGUGUGUAACGAGUCGGCCGACAUUGUCCGCGGCCUGGACGCCGCGAACCUGCCCGGCGCUACCACGGCGGUGCAGCUGCGGCCGCCCGCGCUGGCGGCGCAGAUCGACGUGCUGAACGCGCGGAUCUACAGCGCGAUCAACAACGGAGUGUACAGGUCCGGCUUCGCCACCACGCAGGCCGCGUACGACGCCGUACAGGCCGAGCUGUGGGGUGCGCUGGAUGAGAUGGAGGGGCGGCUCAGUGCCUCGCGCUUCCUGCUGGGAGACAAGCUGACCGAAUGCGACGUGUGGCUCUUCCCCACCAUCGUGCGUCUGGAUGCCAUGUACGGCCCCCUCUUCAAAUGCAGCCGCCGCCGCAUCUUCGGCUGUAGCAGCCCGGCAGCCGCCCGGCCGGCGGCGGCCGGGACGGCUGUAGCACGGGGCCACGGGGCGGCGGCGGCGGCUGUAGCAGCAGCGGCAGUGGGGUGCGGGGGCGACUACCCACACCUGGCGGGUUGGGCGAGGGACAUCUGGCAGCUGCAGGUGCCUGGAUCGCUGGUGCAGAUUUCCGACACGCUGGAUCUGGACGCGGCGCGGCGCUCCUACUUCAGCUCGCUGUUCCCGCUCAACCCGGGCGGCAUCGUGCCGGCCGGUCCCACCGCCGCCGACCUGCAACUGGGCAGCAGGGCGCCGGGGCGGGGGGGCAGCAGUGUGCUGGAGGAGGUGUGCCACCUGCGGCGGGCGGCGGAGUAAGGGGGAGGAGGGGAGGGGGGGAGGAGGGGAGGGGAGGAGGUGGUGUGCCACCUGCGGCGGCCGGCGGAGUAAGCGGGGAGGAGGAGGCGACAGGGGAGCAAGGGGAGGCGUGAGCACGGGUGGGGGAAAGCAGCGUGUGUAAGGUGAGCUGCGGGUUUAUGGUUGACUGGUACGAAUGACGGUGGUUGCGCAGGAGGGGCCAAGACUUGGCGGGAGGGAGGGCCUCAUGAAGGCUGUCAACGCCGUGUUGGUCAACUGAGGGGGUGGCGAGGGCGGGGCAGGUGAUGGGGGCUGAGGGGAAGGUGGGCGAUGGCCGGGUGGCGGGCUUGAGCCUUGAACGGUUGGGGAGGUGGCUGGGCGGGUGCGCGUAAGGCGGGGAACCGAGCGCAGAAGGAAACCCUAAUGUUUCUGAACUUUGCAAAUCCAAGCAGUAUCGUGUCCUGUGCAACUUUACAAGUCUGAG
Molecule: messenger RNA, 2034 nt
Organism: Chlamydomonas reinhardtii
Lineage: Eukaryota; Viridiplantae; Chlorophyta; Chlorophyceae; Chlamydomonadales; Chlamydomonadaceae
Exons: 13
Coding region: 180-1571 (463 amino acids)
Cellular component (GO): cytoplasm
Molecular function (GO): glutathione transferase activity
Source: RefSeq, a predicted model, not a curated record